AUGGGCAUCCCUGAUUAUGAGAUUCUGGAUGUUGCUCCUCUCUCUAUUAUUCCCUCCACGGACAUUGAUUUGAACCAACCCAUCUCCAUUGAUGCCUCCGCUUCUGCAUGUUCCAAUCAAGGUAAUCCCUCUAGUAUUCCGUCUGGUUCAACUCCUGUCACUAAGUAUAAGGAAGAAACACAUUAUACUGAUCGUGUUAUAAGAGAUAUAUUUACUAGCAUUCUUAAUGAAGGCCACUCUGUGAAGGGGGUUUCUACUCCCCUUGCUCAAAUAUAUCCCCCUCCUGAGGUUGAACAACCUAGUGGUAAGGGUGAUGGUUCCUCCAGUUCUGAAAAGGCCUUGGUUGCUGAAGGGUUGCGCUCUCUAGGGCAAACCGUGUCUGACAAAGGGAAAUUUGUGGCCUCUAACAUGGCUAAUGCUUCUCACUCUGAGAAGCAUGAUGAUGCAAAUGUUGUGAUUGAUCUAGAGGAUGGUAGCUCUGAUGAUCAAGAGGAAAGCUUGAUUCAUCACAUAAAGCCAAGUGUGGCUAAACGCAUGAAGACUCGCAAAGGAAGAUCUGUGGUUGAACUUAUGUCAGCUAGAGAAGCUAAGAAGACUGCUGUCAUUGGUCCCUCCAAACCAUGGAGCAAGGUUGAAAUAAAGAAGAGGAAGGUCAUAUAUGAUUCUGAGCUUGAAGAGGAUGUUGUGGAAGAUGUCCCUGACAUCUCGCAUGCGAAGAAAACUACUGUUAGGAAGUCUCCUGUUAAAGUACCUGUUGUUCAUUUGGAUAACAUCCCCUUCCAUCUUGAGGAUGGAGCUGCUAAGUGGAAAUUUGUGAUUCAGAGAAUGGUAGCUGUGGAAAGGGAAUUGGGAAAAGAUGUUGCUGAUGUGAAGGAGGUCAUGGACCUGAUACAAGCUGUUGGGCUUUUGAAGACUGUUGUUUGGUUCUCCCAAUGCUACGAAGGUUUAGUCAAGGAAUUUAUUGUUAAUAUUCUUGAGGAUAUUUCUGAUAAGAACAUCAAGCAGUUCUGUAAGGUGUAUGUGAGGGGCAUAAAUAAUGAGGGUGCAGGAAAAUUAGAGGUUACAGACAAUCAGCAUCUUUCAGCUGGGAAGUUGACUAUCAAGUAUGCUAUCCUGCAUAAAGUAGGAGCUGAUAACUGGGUCCCUACAAACCAUAUCUCCACCAUUGCUAAUACUCUUGGGAGGUUUAUUUUUGCUGUUGGGACAAAAGUGAAAUUUGACUAUGGUAGAUAUAUGUUUGAUCAAAUCAUCAAGCAUGCAACUACUAAUGCAGUUAAGCUGCCAAUUGCUUUUCCCUCUAUGAUCUAUGGAAUUAUCUUGAAUCAACAUCCUGGUAUUAUGUGCUCAAAUGAUUUACCUAGUAGGAGAAAACCAGCUCUGUCUGUGCACUACAAACUCUUUGAAGGUAGUCAUGUCGAGGAUAUUGUCAUGACAUCUGCCAUGAGGAGGCCAGUCUCAAAAGUUGGAGAAAUUGUUGAGCUUAAGGAGACAUGCAAAGAGCUAGGUGAAGGGAUUAGGGUAGCCACAACUAGAAAACAAUCUUUGGAAGCCUUGAUUGAAAGCUUGGAGCAGGCUGAGGGUGAAAAUGUUGAACAUGCUAAUGUCAGCCAUGAAGAAUAA
Lathyrus oleraceus (garden pea) is the source of this 1620-nucleotide messenger RNA. RefSeq lists its product as uncharacterized. The transcript has 3 exons. The record is from RefSeq and is a predicted model, not a curated record. Lineage: Eukaryota; Viridiplantae; Streptophyta; Magnoliopsida; Fabales; Fabaceae. Bases 1 to 1620 code for a protein of 539 amino acids.